AUGAAUCGUGUUUGCUCUGAAGUGGGGGCUGAAACAUUAUAUAUGGGAGCCUGGAGAAGUAGAACAGCUAAUAAAAAACGUGGGGCAGAGGAAAUAAAUAAGAGUUACCAACGUAUAAAGUCACUACUUGAUAAUUUACUUACUGCAAACCCCGGGAGUGUUACUGCAUUUGAUGUUGAUCGAUUUAAUCAUGCAUUUCUAUGCUUGCAUCCAUGGAUUAAAGUCACUGAACAUUGCAGAUCUGUUUUUACUUUUGAUGCUUGCCAUUCGAAAUCGAGUUAUAGGGGAGUGUUUCUUGGUACAAGCACAAUUGAAGGCGAAGGCAAACUUGUCCCAGUAGCAUUUGCGAUUUGUUCAAUUGAGAAUUCUAAUAAUUGGGCAUGGUUUUGUGAACUUCUCCAUACAGCUCUUCCAACAAUUAAUACAAAUGAAACUGUGAUUAUUAGUGACCGCGAAAAGGGUAUUGCUGAUGUUGUACGAACAGAACUUCCUAAUGCCUUUCACGCACAUUGUGUUUGGUAUAUUGAGAAAAUGUCAAUACGAAGUUCAGAACUAAACUUGGGGGCAUUACAUAUAGAAGAUUUUGAAAAUAUUAUGAAAGAUAUCUCUAAACUACAUGCGGAAGCUGCCAUUUAUCUUAACGAAAUACCACCUGAAACAUAG
Messenger RNA from Ambispora leptoticha, 663 nucleotides. The record is from the annotation of a GenBank genome assembly. Lineage: Eukaryota; Fungi; Glomeromycota; Glomeromycetes; Archaeosporales; Ambisporaceae.